UCAAGGCAGAAUGGCUGUUUCCCCAUCUCUGGUGACAUGGUGUACUGAAGAGCUUAAUCGCCUACUUGCAUCAGAUGUGACUCCUGAGUGGAUGAGUUAUCUCCUUGAUAUUCAGGAUGAUCAGGAGCUUGAAGAAUAUCUAAGCCAACUUCUAGAUAACUCUGAUGAAAGAAGCACAACAUUCAUAGAAGAAUUAAUGAAAAGAAGAAGCAGUGGGCCAGCUCUUCCAAAGAACUUCACUGUUUAUAGAAAAUCUUCAACUCAAGAAGAAUUGAAAAAGGACACCUCAAAGCACAAAGGCAAAUCGAAAAGCAAGGAGAAAAGAACAAGUCUGGAGACAGUCUCACCGUCAAAUCUGAAAUCUAAUACAUCACCACAAUUGCCAUCACAAAUCCAGCCAAAUCAGCUCCAACAACAACCGACCGGCAAUGGCCUCACCCAUGAGGUGGAUGAUCAUGCUCUAGCCCUUCAACAAGGAGCCCGACGGAAGACCAAAUUUGUUGCACUCUACAGCCAGGAAGGUGAAGCCCGAACUGCCAUUCACCUUCCCGGACGACAUCCUUGCGAGUGCCAGGCUCACAAGCAUGCCUUGGUCUCAAACUGUCUAGAGUGUGGGAGAGUGGUAUGCAGUCAGGAGGGGUCAGGCCCAUGUUUGUUCUGUGGUGCUUUGGUGUGCAAUAAAGAGGAGCAAGAGAUCCUAGCCAGAAAUUCCAAGAAGAGUGAAAAGUUACGGAAGAAGCUGAUGGGAGACACCCUUGUCAAUGGUGACGCACCAUCUCAGAAACCAUCGGGCAAAAAUCCAAGCAGUAUCGACCGAGCCAUAGCACACAAAGACAAGCUUAUUGAGUUUGAUAAAACAAGUGUAAGGAGAACCAAGGUUCAUGAUGACCAAUCAGACUACUUCUCUAGCGACACUAACCAAUGGCUGAGCACCAAAGAGCGAACUGAACUGAAGAAAAGGGAAGAGGACCUUCGGGAGAAGAGACAUGGUUCCAGACUUAACAAGAAGUUCACCCUGGACUUUGCGGGGAGGAAGGUUGUUGAGGAGGAGGUGGAGGAGAUGUACAACAGCCAGGAUGAGGUUGUUCAGAGGGUCAUCUUUGGAAAUAAACCGAGAGGCGAGGAAGUGUCCAGGGGAGGGCAUGAUGCCACAAUAUUGAACCCCAGCAUUACAAGAGAGGCUCCCAAGUUUGUUUCCAAUGUACCCACCAACUCACACCAAGGAUCAAGCAAUCAGAUAUCAUCAAGAAGUGAAGGAUCAUCGAGAGCCAACCAUCGAGUUCAGGAUAAAGAAUUGAUGGAAAUGUCUGAUGAAGGACAGUGUCUUAGCAUGCACCAACCAUGGGCAUCGUUGCUCGUUGCUGGUAUAAAGAAGCACGAGGGUAGGACCUGGUAUUCCCCUCACAGGGGAAGACUAUGGAUAGCAGCGGCAGCUAAAGUAGCCAGCCAGGAGGAAAUUGAAGCGGUGGAAGCAACUCACAGGCAGAUUCAUGACGAUGCUGAUUUUCCAAAGCACUACCCCACUGGUUGUCUCCUUGGUUGCGUUGACAUGGUGGACUGUCUAUCUCAAGAUGACUACAGAUCUAAGUUCCCAGAAGGCGAGUCAUCAUCGCCUUAUGUUUUCAUCUGUGAGAACCCACAAGAAUUAGUCAUCAAAUUUCCAAUCAAGGGAAAACAUAAAAUAUGGAGGUUGGAUGGCGCCAUGCAUAAAUCAGCUAAAAAGGGCCUUAGGCAGAUUCUUCAACACUCGUGAUAAGACCAAGAUCGACAGAACUAUGUAGCAAGAUCCGCCACCUGGAAUCCACUCGGCAUUCAUGUUGUGGUUUCAGGUGUUUGGGAUGGAAUACCAAUUGAAUGCAUAAGAAACAAAACUCUAGAUGAGACAGAAUCAAUCCUUAAAAGAAUCUCAUUACCAAUGUCGUCCCAUCUUGUUAUCAGUCAACAGUUGCUGACUGUAUGGAGUUCUGGAGAUCUGUUUUGGAGAUCAGGAAAGAUGUGCACCUUGUAGGGUAGUGAUGAGUAUUGUUGAGAUUUAUAAACCAGAUGCAUUCUAUGCACACGGAUUAUGAGGCGUAGAUUCAACAAUUAUCUGAUGUACAUUUCAUUGAUUUUUUUUAAUUUUCAAUGCAACAAGGCAGAGACGGAAAACCAAAGACUUCACACCAUGUUUCAGAGAGAUAGAACUUACAUGUAGCUAUAAACAAUGCGUACAAUAUUCUCCCAUAUUCAUAUCUGAUGGCCAUUGGUCAUUGAUCCAUACCUUUUAUCUAUACAUGCAUGCUUAGCUGUCUCCUCUACCCUCUGGAAAUUAUUUUCCUGUCCGUUGAUUUUCACCAUCAUUCCCAGUGCUUCUCUGGCUUUCUCUUGACCUAAUUCUACUGAUUCAGCA
Molecule: messenger RNA, 2389 nt
Organism: Lytechinus variegatus (green sea urchin)
Lineage: Eukaryota; Metazoa; Echinodermata; Echinoidea; Temnopleuroida; Toxopneustidae
Gene: trip4
Product: activating signal cointegrator 1-like
Exons: 11
Coding region: 11-1753 (580 amino acids)
Biological process (GO): regulation of DNA-templated transcription
Cellular component (GO): nucleus
Molecular function (GO): zinc ion binding
Source: RefSeq, a predicted model, not a curated record